UUCUGACUUGACGUGCCUUUCCACCCUGGCUCUUAACCCUGCAGCAAGACAACGAUGGCUUCUUCUCGUUUCGGCCUCCUGUGCCUCGGAGCUUGUAUUUUAUCCGGAACCCAAGCUUUUGGCGUGCUCCAGAGCAGAGGAAUCGUAACAUCAAGUUUUGCUCCUGCCAGAUCUCUUGCUUCUCCAACAAGGGGAUGUUCGGCGCCUGGACACCGCCGCUCGCUUUCUAUGGAAGGGGUAAACCCCCGCGAGGACGCGGAUUUCGAAAUGACGGUCGACUGGGAUGAAGAGCUGCGCAAGCUUAACGCGAGCCAGUACGGGAAGCGGCAGGAGCGCGACUUGACGAAGGACAUGAACGAUCCGGAGGCCGUCAAGUGGGCCAGGAAAAAUGCGAAAGUUGCUCAGUCCGCCAUGGAGAACAGCACCAAACAGGUUCGGAGCGCCAUGCGCAAGGCUCCCCGCUGGCAGACGCUGUCCCGCGACUACCGAUUCUGGUUGGGGCUCGUGGUGGCCCUAAGCCUGGUAUCCUCCGUGAUCAGCGCCUCCGGGAGAUCCCACGACCUGGUGGUGUGCAACGACGUUCUGGGGAGCGAGGCGUUCGGCGAGGCGUUCUUCGCGCACGCCGCGUUGCUGGCCGCGACCACGGCACACUCCGCUGGCGACGCGGCGACUCAGCUGGCGGACACCGGGGCGGCGAUGGUGUUCGUGUGAGGCACAGCAUGCGAGCGCACGCGCACGCGCAGAAGGGACCACUACUGCUUCUACUGCUGUGAGAGCUUCGAAUCCCCGGCAGAACGAGGUGGAGCGAACAGAUUGGAGGGGGUGGGAGUGGUGUAUGAAAUGUCCACCGCGGUGCCCCCAUGACGGUAGGGGGGAACGCAAACGGGAAAAUUCCGGGGAGGCGACGCAGAUCGAUAAAGAUGGACGUGUGCCCAGAGCGAGAUGCGUGGGCGCGGCAAUCGCCCGCCGUGAAGGGUCCAGAAAGUCCAUACCGGUGUUCUGAUCAACCAUGUAAAUAGGGAAUGGGGGUAGGGUAGGCGGGGUACACCGUUUGUAUGUGAGCGGGAGCACUGACACGACCGCAGUCUUACCUGGCGAUUGGAACUUCCAAGGGCGGUGUUUUCUGGUCCUGAGCGUUGUGCCGAUAUAUCGCGAGAGCGGUGUUCAGAGCAGCCCGUGUGGGCGAGGGGUGGGUGUGCGGGUGCGGCUUUCGGUUGCAACGAGAUUCGUUGAGAAGAUCCGAGCAUUGUAUGUGGUGUGUGGUUGGUCGGUGAACUUGGAGAGUGGAGGUCGCACCUUCCCGCGGAAGAGAUGGGCAACGACACCACAGCAGCAGCAGCAGCAGAGGUAGAAAGUGCGUUUGUGCAGGUACCCAGCAGCCCUCCCAUGUUGUGGCUCGGCGUGGUCGUGUGAAAUAAUGAAGCAGAUGUGCUCAUGUAUGUGGGUUCACGCGAAGAGCGUGGUGAAUCAUCUGUACCUACGGGGAAGGUGGCUGCAGCCCUGCUUGAGUGGUAGGCGCGCGCCCGGGGGGGGGAGGGGGGGGGCACUUUUGGCUCUAGGGUAGGGGAGCCGACCAUCUUCGCGCAGGGCGGUAAACCUUUCUGUGCAACCUUUCUGUGCUGAAGGGGCCGUGCUAGGGUUGGUGGUCGUUGGCAGUCUCUCGAAAUCGUUACCCCGGAGUGGGGGGGGAGUGCACCAAAUGUAUGAAGUCGUCAUGUCUGUAUUGUAGUUCCACCUCCGUUCGGUGUCACGUAUGAUUCGGUCUCUUGUGCAGCGGUGAGGGGAUCACCGACACACGGGGAGUUGGGUGUGCGUGUACCCGCCGUGUGCCUUCUAUUUGCAAACGACGACACAGUUUUGCCCAUGUUUCGUAGUUGGCGUGUCAAGAAAGACCGGGAAAUCUUCUCUGCCCGCUGCGUUGUCUUGUUGGAUGCAUCGAAAGGAGGGAGUGAAGCUCGUCUUUCGGAUCGUCUUUUUUUCCAUGUCUACGCCGGGUGAGCUCUGGAUCAAAUUUUGAGUGAUUCUACUCUGCCUAUGUUAGGGUCUCGCCUACGGUGGCGUCUCGACAAACCAAUUUUGAGGUCAAGGUUGUCCCCCGAACCACAGUAGCGAUCGGCUGACGCUUCGCUUCGUGCUGGCGUGUGGCGCAAGAAUGAUUGACUGGUGCAACCCUUAUUCCUCAGAGUAGCACUUGGUGCAGGGUGAGGAGGGUAGAGUCACGAGCUACGGGUGUGUGCGCGUGAUUGGCCAAGACCAGGCUCCUUCCUCUUGUCGCGGGCGUGCCGAACGACGAUUUCGUUGAAUUUGACAAUAUUUGCAUGUCGCGCUACCAGUCGCGAACUAAUAAGCACUAAAGGAGGACGUGAGGCGGCAGGAUAUGAGAUAUCCAGGGACGUGUGUGGAGUCUG
This is a messenger RNA of Ectocarpus sp. CCAP 1310/34, 2408 nucleotides long. The record is from the annotation of a GenBank genome assembly. NCBI's taxonomy places the organism in Eukaryota, Phaeophyceae, Ectocarpales, Ectocarpaceae.